AUGUGGUUACAAUCGGUGAGAUUAAUUGAACCUGGCCUUAUUCCUCGGACUGAAUGAUAUCAAUUUUUUGAAAACUUCAGGAACUUUUUUAAUAAUGGAACUACAGUAGACAAUUAAUAUAUUGUGUUUGAUUCGAAAACAAGAAAAUGAGUCCAGAUAAAAUUUUGAAGUAACGUUCACUAUUAGUAUCUGAAUGUAAAUCUAAAAAUUCAGAAAAAAAGUAGGAAUCUCAUCUAGUCAGACAUAUUCAAGAAGUAAAGCAUCAGAUUCGAUUCGGAACUCAAAAACAAAGUAAACAAAAAAACAUAAUUAGAGAGUAUGAAAAAAACCUUGCUAUACGUUUUUUCGAAGAUAUCAUUAACCACAUACAUCAGCUUAUAUACCCAGUCAUCGAAAAAAGUGGCAUUUUGACCGGAAUAACUCAUAUGAUUAAUAGAUAUUCUCGCAAAUGCCAUUUCGUAUCAAUUUUUCAUAAAACUGAACUUUUCUCCUGGUGCACUAUUAGAAUAUUCUAUCAAUUUCAGAAAAAGUGUAAAAAAAGUUAAUCAGAUUCUUGUUUUUCCUUUUUCACUCUCAAUUUCCGUUACAGAAAUGAAUAAUAAUAAUAAAAUUGUUAGAUUUCGAUUUAGAUUCAGAAAUUGUCAUACUCAUAAGUGCAAAUUAUUUUGAGAUAAAUAUAAUUUAGACUCGAAAAUAUAAAAAAUAUAUAUUCUUCUGGAGAAAGAAAAAACAAAACAUAAUAAGAAAAUUGUUGGAUAAAUCUAUUAGUCUUGUUUUUCUAACUUAUUCAAAUGAUGAUGACUGACUAGAAUAUCAAAAUUUGCUUAACAAAUUCCUUGUUUUCAUCUGACAUGAAUUUAUUUUCAGUUAAUGACACUUUUUUUUCCCGGGUUCACCAACAUCCGGCUAUUGUUAUUUCCUUGAGAAAGUGUGUAGAGGUGCGUUGCAUAUACAAAAAUAAUUGAAAAAAUAUCUAUCGCUCAAAAAGUUUUUUUUUCGCAAAAUUCAAUAUACAUAACGAUCAUAUUUCUGCACUUUUUUGUGCAUGUGUCAGAUUACUUAUCCUCUCAUCGCAUGCGGUUCAUUUGUGCCUGAACCCUUGAGCCGACUAAUUUGAAGAGCAACACAAAAAAAACAAGAAAAUGGGAUUAGUGGGUGCAUAAACGCAGAUAUAAUUAAAGACAGAAACACAAGAAAAAUGUGUGUGGAUGAGGAAGAAUGAAUAAUGGUUUUCAUGAAUAAUCGAAUAACGAAAAAAUCGUAAUUUUUCUCAAAAACCAACAAAAAAAUAAAUGAGCCCUUGAACGUGGAGAAAAGAUUGAUGAAUCAUAAAAAGUUGGCCUUUCCCUCGCUCCAAACACACAAAAAAACUAAACUAUAUAAUAUAUAUUUGAGAUUGCACAAAAAAGAGGAAUAAAAACCAAUGGUGAGAAAAAACGAACGACGGCGUUCCCUUUUGAUUUUGGUUGGUUGUAAAAGAAAGUUAUGCUGGUUGAGAAAACACUUGAAAAUUAUACUAACUAACAAGAAUGAACUCUCCCACGAAGAUUUCUCUUUUUUUCAAGCUAACAACUUUUAGUCAACUGAAAUAUUUUCGGAAAUGAGAGAAAUAUAAUUGGGACAAUUAUUCAGUGCACUUUCAAGUUUUUUGCAAUACAUAUAAUUUGUUAAAUCACCUUUUCACACACAAGUGACACGAGAAAAAAGCAUAUUUUAUUGGGAUAUCUUCCAAGAGCGAAAGAAAAACUAGAAGAAGAAAAUCUAAUAGUUUUUCGUUGUAUAUAGAUAUUUUAUUGUGUCUGAGCAAAUGCCUCUAAUGUUUUUGCUCUGUGUUUGCGUGACAAAUUAUGUCCGGCUUUCGUUUUUUUUUUUGAAAAAAAAACGAAAAGCAAAGCAAAAUAUUCGAAAAACUCCAGAUGGAGUUUCGUUUUUGCGUAGUAUCCAUUUUUCUUCUUUUUUCUACGACUGAUUUCUGUUCAACGCGACACACAAAAUCGAAUCAGUUUGUGGGGGCGAUGAUACAUUAUUUUAUGUUGGCUGGUAUAUAAAAUGUGUUGUUUUUGACACAACAACAAAUUGACGCGACAUGAAUCAUUUUUACUGACUGAUUUAUAUCCCCGUUUUUACUAAAUGAAACAAUAAACCUAUGAAGAAAACAUAUGAGAAUGAAACAUGGUUCCUUUCGUGAGAAAAAUUCCAAAGAUUUCUGCCAAACACGCGAUUUUUAUUAGUUUUUGAACAAAAAAAUAGGAAAAAAAUGGGUGGCAAUAAUAAUAAAAAUAAAAAUUGUUGGUAGGUGAAUUCAAAAUUCGACUAGCUCAUAUGUGAUUCAGAAAAAUUUCGGGAAAACCCUUUAAACUUUUAAAUUUACAAAUAGAAUUUUUCAAUUUCUAAAGAAAAUGAAUUUUUUUUUUGAAAAAAUUAAAAGUCGUUUCAAUGAAAAAUCUAGAACAAUAAUAAAAAUUCCCGAAAAAAUUAAAACCAUUUCUACACGCGAUUUUUAUUAGUUUUUGAGAAAAGUAUCAAAAAAGUAUUCAUAAAAUAACAACCGAAAACAAUUUCUUGAACUUUUGAAAUGAAAUCAAUUCCGAAAAUGACUCACAAUCAUUUCUAAUAUCAAAAACUAAAUGUAAGAAAAAUCGAUUAUAAUAAUGUCUUUUCAUAACCAAAAAACCACUAUUGAAAAUGAAAAAGACAAAACUAUGUAUUUCGGGAUCUGCAAAGAAAAGAAAAACAGAAGUUCUAAAACAUAACAAUCAAAUAUGCAUACCGUAGAGAAAAAUGAAUGAUGAUGAAAAGCAGAGAAAAACAACAAAAACGAACAUUUAUCCACAAAUUUUCAUUUUUUUACAGGAUGGACGACGACUCAAUUCGUCAUUUGAAGAAAUGUUGAUUGGAAAAACGCAUUUGGUUAUUGAAAAUCCACGAGUGAGUAUAUUAUAUGUAAAGAAAAAAAAGAAAAAAGUCAAAUCCAUCAUCUACAUGAAUAAAAUAUUGAAUAUAAGAGUCACUGACUACUCGCUAUUUUUUCAGGAGGAUACAGCUGGACGCUACACAUGUAUUGCUGAAAACAAGGCUGGAAGAGUUGAAAAAGAUAUGAUUGUUGAUGUUUUAAGUAAGAUCGAAUUCCGAAGAGAAAAACAGAAUAGAAACUAGAAACAAAAGAAUGAGAUGUUUAGUUAAUAAUUGAUAGAAAUGUAUGAAAUUUCAGAACCACCACAACUUCCACAACAAACUAUUUUUACUGAAGUUUCGGAAAAAGAAACUCUCACAUUACAAUGUCCAAUUGAGGUAUGUAUAUUAAUUAUUCAUUUUUUUUCGUUUUUCGAAAAAACGCCAACUUUUUGCGGGAAAAAAUGCACUUCUUUUUUUCAUGAAAUAUUUAAGUGCACUUUGAAAACGUUUUGAAGAGAGGAAAUCUUCUUCACAUCUCGUUUAAAAAAUUUUAAAUCAUUUUCAGGAGAACGAUAACAAUGUUGAUAUCAAAUGGUUCAAACAAGGUGUUCUAAUUCCAGCUAGCGACAGAUUCCAGGUGAUAAAUAUAUAAAAUUGUUUUCUUGGGAAAUUGAAAAUAAAAAAUAAAAUAGGGACCGUGACAGGAGCGAAAACUUCUUUUUUUUUUCAAAAAUGAAUGAAUAAAAGUAAAAGUAAAAGGACAGCUGCAAGGGUGAAUAAUAGAAAAUAUAUAAAUGCUGGAAACAAAAAAAAACACAAAAGAGUUGACCUCAAAAAUCUAUAAUUGUCCAAUUUCGUUUUUCAGAUUUCAAUUGGUCAGGAUAAACUUUAUAUAAUGAAUGCUGAGCCAAGUGACAGUGCACAAUAUUCUUGUACUGUUACAAAUCAAGCUGGAGAAGCAUCAGCAAUGAUCGAUGCAACUGUUAAUGGUACAUCAAAAUUAUUUGAGAAAAAGUCUUUUGAAAAAUAAUGAUAAUUUUUCAGUUCCACCGAAAAUUCUUGGUGAUGUUUAUCAAACCGUGAACGCCGUUGCUAAUAACACUGUUGAAAUCAAUUGUGAUUAUUCUGGAACUCCUGCACCAAAGAUCACUUGGUUCCUUGAUGGAAAAGCGCUUCAUGAUUCAGAUAACUAUGAGGUUUGUUUAAAAAAAAUUCAAGCAUAAUAAGAAAUGUGACAUUUUCAGCUGCGUAAAAAUGAUGGUCAACUUGUUCUUCACAAUAUCACACCAAGUCAAAAAGGAAGAUAUACUUGUAGAGCUGAUAAUAAAGUGGGAAAAGUUGAGCAAGAUACAUAUAUUGAAGUUUCAGGUUAGUUUUUGGUAAUGUGGGAUGGCAGAGAAAUGUAGAACCAACUUUAUAUUUCAAUUUAAACUUCAUAAUUUGUUCGCAAAUUGAAAACUCAUCGAGAGAAUCAUAAGUUGUAGUGAAAUUUUACGAAAAUAAAUUGAAACUCUUGAAAAUGAAACUCGAAAAAUGAACAAAUUCAUUCAGAAUUAUUGUUCAAAUCUCACAAUUUCAUUAUUCACUAAACUCCCUAAAAAUCAAUGUUUCAGUUCCACCAAAGGUGUUCAUGUCUUCGGAAGAAAUGAAAGUAGUUGCUGGUCGACAAGCUACUAUUCGCUGCGAGGUUUGUUUAGUUGUCUUUAUGUCUCCUCCCCUUUUCUUUCUCCAUCUUCUCUCUUCUUUCCUUCUCCCUUUUCUCACAACAGCACACUUAUGUGUAUAACAUUGUAUUGUUGGUUAGAUGUGAGGGGGUAUAGCUCAGGGGUAGAGCGCUCGCUUUGCAUGCGAGAAGUCUGGGGUUCGAUUCCCCAUACCUCCAGUAAUCUUUUUUCUUUUUUUGGAUUUAUUUUUUACUUUCAAUGAUUCUGUUUUAGGUGCUUGGAGAGCCUGAGCCAAGUGUUGAAUGGUUGAAGAAUGGCGAACCUUUCAAAUCGGAUCUUUUGCAAUAUUCAACAAGAUUGAGUUAUUUGCAUUUGCGCGAAGCCGAUGUUAAAGAUUCUGGAAGGUAUGAAAUUAGCAAAACAUUGAGAAAAACAAAUUUAUGUUGAUAAAUUGUAGAUACACAUGCAUUGCUAGUAAUUCUGCUGGAGAAGAUCGAACCAGUACACAAGUGCAAGUUUUGAGUAUGUUUAUUUUUUGUUAUCACGCAAUAAUUACAUAAGAAUUUCUAAUGAUAAUAAUAACAAUAUUUUUCUAGUUCCGCCAGUAAUUGCUGAUGAAGAACGAGUUUUACAAGUGAAAGAAGAAACACCAUUCACAAUUUUGUGCCCAGCUGUUGGAAGUCCAACACCAUCAAUUGUCUGGAAAAAAGAUGGAGUCGAAAUUGAAGGUUUUUUCUUUGUUUUAUUUGACAUUUCAAAGAGAUGAAUGAAAUAAUGGUUUGGUUUAGGAGCUACUACAACAUCGCUUGAUUUGGGAAUUGUUGAUUCGAAAACUGAUGGAAGGUAGGGGGAUUUGCUUUAUUUUUUAUACAUUCAAAAAACAAAACAUUUUCAGAUACACUUGUGUUGCUACCAAUGAAGCUGGAUCUGCUACUGCUGAUUUCAUGGUUGAUGUUAUGACUAGACCGAAGUUUAGCAAGAGUGAAAAUGAAAUCAAGGUGAUUGAAGGUGACAGAACAAAGCUUGAAUGUAAAGUUGAUGGACAUCCAAAACCAACAAUUAAAUGGCUCAAAGGUGGUAGACCUCUUAAUAUGACAAAUAUGAUCUUGUCACCAAGAGGUGAAACUUUGAUGAUUUUGAAUGCAAGAAGAUCUGAUGGUGGUUCGUAUUCUUGUGUUGCUAGAAAUGCUGCCGGUGAAUCGGAAGCUGGUUUCAAUGUGAAUAUUCUAACAGUUCCAUAUAUCGAAGAGCAAAUUGACCAAAAUCCAAGAGUUGUAGCUGGACAAUCAUUGGUUAUGAGAUGCCCAGUUAGAGGAAAUCCUAAACCAGUUAUUCAAUGGUCAAGAAAUAACAAGAAAAUUACAUAUGGUGAUAUUUAUGCAUUACUAAAUGAUCAAGAUCUGGUCAUCAAAGAGCCUAAGGUUAGUAUAGGAAAAUAAUAUUCACUCUUCAGUUAUAAAAAAUACAUCCAACAAUAACUUUCAGACUGAUGAUGAGGGAACUUAUACUUGUGAAGCAUCAAAUGAAGCUGGAGAAUUGAAUACAAACUUUGCCGCCGAAGUUAUUGGAAAACCAACAUUCACCAGACAAGGUGACAAUAUUUAUGAGGUUAUCGAAGAUGAAAGUAUUGUUAUUGAUUGUGGAGUUACAACAAGACCAAUUCCUGAAAUCAAUUGGUAUCGUGGAGAAAAUCCUCUUUAUCUCACUGACAACUUUGCAUUGUCUCACGAUAAUAUGCAAUUAACUGUGAAGAAAGCCAAAUUAUCAGAUGGUGGAAAAUAUAUUUGUCGAGCAUCAAAUGAAGCUGGAAACACUGAUAUUGAUCUCAUUCUCAAAGUUCUCAUUCCACCAAAAAUUGACAAAUCAAAUAUUAUUGGUAACCCAUUGGCUAUUGUUAAUCGAAAUAUUUAUUUGGAAUGUCCUGUGUUUGGUAUUCCUCAACCAUCAGUUAUUUGGACCAAAGAUGGAAAAACUAUCGAUUUAUCAGAUAGUCGAGUCGUUUUUGCUCAUGUGAGUUUUCCGAAUGAAUUAUUUGAGGAAAACAUUUAAAAAUUUUUAAUUUUAAAUUUUUUCAGAACAAUGAAACAUUUGGAAUUGAAGGUGUAACACCUGCAGAUCAAGGAAGAUACACUUGCACAGCUUCUAAUAGUGGAGGAGUUGUUGCUCAUGAUUUCAAUUUGGAUGUUCUUUGUAAGAUCUCUAUGGAAAUUUUCAAAUUCUCAAAAAAUCUUUCAGCGCCUCCAACAUUUGAUGUGAAUAGUACUAAACCAACAAUCAAAAGAGAGGGUGAUACUAUAACUUUGACAUGUCCAAUCAAAAUGCCAGAUGAUGUUGCUGAUCAAGUUAUGGAUGUUACUUGGGUUAAAGAUUCAAGACCAGUUGAUAACAAUGAGAACAAUAUUGAGGUUAAAUUUUUCAUUUUGUUUUUCGAAAAUUUUUAUUUUUUCUAGAUUUCGGAUGAUGGAAGAAGAUUGACAAUUAGUGCAGCCGCUUUGUCGAAUGCUGGAACCUAUUCUUGCAUCGCUUUGAAUCGUGCCGGAGAAACUUCGCUCGAAUUCAAAGUGGAAAUUUUGUGUAGGCAUCUUGCAACCCCGCAGUGCCGUGAGCUCGAAGAUAACUUUAUUGCUCGUCAUACGUCGCAUGUCAUAACCGUAUCACCGACAGAUGUAGCGUAUCGCGAAAAAAUGCGGAGAUAUCAAGAUUAUCUCAGAGACUAUGAAAAUAAUUUGAGACUUCAAAGAGAGGAAACUUUACGCAGAGAGAGAAACUAUUGGGAAAUGAGAAGGAGAAAAGAGGCUGUAGUGAUAAGUAGACCAGCCUUUAGAACUAGAAGAAUAACAACCCCUAGAGUUAUCACAACUACUACAACCACAACAAUGAGCCCUCCUCCUGUUACUCAAAAACUCCCCUGGUCUUAUAACCCUAAAUUUGGUCAUCCGACUGGCGCGAAAGGUGUUAUGAAUGUUAAAGCAACUUUUCAACAACCCAAAAAACUAUCUAGGUCAAAAAGAGUUAGAGCCCAAAUAAGAUGUUUUUAUUAUGACCCACUAACUAGAAAAUAUCUGCGAGAAAAGAGUAAUGAGAAUUCCCGUGACAUGAGAGCAGAUUUUCUUAAUUAUCCAUUGAAUUAAUUAGAUAUUCAUUUUUCCAUGUCUCAUCAGAAUUUCAGAACGACUCUGGCUUGUCCUUGUCCUUGUGUUUUUAUUUAUUUAUUGUCAUAAUCAUAACAUUACUUGUAUAUUGAAUUUGUGUUAAUUUAUUCUGGUUUUUUGUUUGAAGUGUACUUACUUACCAAAUUUUGAUGAUAAAUGAAUCUUUCAUGUAUGGUUGUUUUUUUCUAACACAAACAAUUUGAUAUGCGGUGAAUACUAAACUUACAGAACUGGAAACUUAUUACAAAAAUUACAGCUCCACCUGUUAUUGACACUUCGCGAAAUGAUGUAGCACCACAAGUUGCAUUGAAUCAACCAACUUUGAUGUAUUGCCCUGUUUCUGGACAUCCAUUCCCAGCUGUCAAAUGGCUCAAGGAUGGAGUUCUUGUAACUCGUUAGUCAUUAUUUUUUAAUUUGAAAAUAUAUCUAGAAAAAAUUAAAAUUUUUCAGCCGAUGAUAACAUUCGAAUUAUUGACAAAGGCCAGACUAUUCAAAUUUCAAAGACUGAUUUGAAACAUGCUGGAACUUGGAGUUGUAUUGCUGAGAAUGAUGCAGGCGCCAAAGAACACGAAAUGAUUCUUGACGUUUUUAGUAAGUUUUCUGAUCUAAUUUUUCUGAUCAUAAUUUUUAACAAUUUUUUUAGCCCCGCCAGUGAUUCAAGUUCAUUCUGAAAAUCCAAUAAAGGCGAUCGGAGAAACGAUAACAAUUUAUUGUAAUGCAUCUGGAAAUCCACAGCCAACAUUAAAAUGGACUAAAAAUGGUCAACCACUUCAUGAUUCGUCAGAUGGUGUUAGAAUAUCAUUGAAGGGAAGUCGAUUAGAUAUUCCACACCUCAAGAAAACUGAUGUUGGAGAUUAUACAUGUUUGGGAGUUAAUGAAGCUGGAACUUCGGAUAAUAGUAUUUCGGUUGAUGUUUUAGUUCCACCAGAGAUUUCCAGAGAUGGAAUCGAUAUGUCACCGAGACUUCCAGCUGGACAAAGUUUGAGUUUACAAUGUCUCGCAAGUGGAAAACCACAGCCAACUGUAAAAUGGAUGUUGAAUGGAACAUUGAUCAGUGAAAAGACUCCUGGAAUCACAAUUGCUUCGGAUGCGAGAUUUGUCCAAAUCAACAAUUUAACAUUGUCAGAUAAGGGUGUUUAUACUUGUCUUGCUGAAAAUGUGGCUGGAAAUGAUAAAGUUAUGUAUAAUGUUGAUGUUGUUCGUAAGUCAUUUUUUUUAUAAUUGAUCUAACUUUUCAAAAAAUUUGAAAAAAAAUAACAGAAGCGCCAGUUAUUUCAAAUGGUGGAACUAAACAAGUAAUCGAAGGAGAUAAUGCUAUUAUCGAAUGUUUGGUCGAAGGAUAUCCAGCUCCACAAGUUUCGUGGCUUCGAAAUGGAAUUCGUGUGGAAACUGGAGUUCAAGGCGUUCGAUAUGUUGCAGAAGACAAAAAUUUGACAGUUUUUGAAGCGAGAAGUGCAGAUUCAGGAAUUUAUGUCUGCGCUGCAACAAAUGAAGCCGGAACUGCGCAACAAGCUUAUACUCUUGAAGUUUUGAUAACUCCAAAGAUUGUGAAAACCGCACCACUUACAUUGUCUCAAGCAUCUGGUUCAAAGUUCAGUAUUCCAUGUUCAGUUCGAGGAUAUCCAGAACCUGAUAUUUAUUGGAGUUUGAAUGGAAAACAACUUAUCAAUGGCACAGAUGGGUUCUUGAUUAGUGAGUUAAUUGGUUUCAAAUUAAAUUUAUAUUUCUUUGAGUUUAGGCGACGAUGGCACAUUGACUGUUGAAAGUGCUGAAGGCAGAAACUUGAAAUUCGAAUGUAAUGCCAAAAACGCUGCUGGAGACGAUACACUUGAAUAUAAUGUUCAAACAAUCAGUGAGUUUCUGAUCGAUGCAGGGUUUUCAAAAUAAUUUUAUAGAUCUUUUUUUGCUUCUUUUGAUCCAAAUCUCAAUUUAACAUAUUUCAGACGCUCCAAAGAUCAGUUCAACAGGUGAUCGUUAUGUAAAUGGAUCGGAAGGAGAACAAACUUCGAUUAAUUGUGAUAUGGAAGGUGAUACUUAUGAUAUCACUUGGAGUAGAGUAAGUUUUAAAUCUCUUUUUUUUCGAAUCAUUCAUUGAUAUUUCCAGAACGGUAGCCCACUUCUUCCAUCCAGUAAUAUUAAUUUCUCUGAUGAUAAGAAAACAAUCAAUAUUGUAUCAACAAGAUUGACCGAUGGUGGAGAAUAUAGUUGUACAGCUACAAACAAAGCUGGAACUGCUACUCAAAAAACCAAAUUGAAUGUUGGAGUUCCACCAAAAAUCCUUGAAAGACCCAAAACUCAAGUUGUUAACAAAGGAGAUCAAGUAACACUUUGGUGUGAAGCAUCAGGAGUUCCACAACCAAAUAUUGAAUGGUAUCGAGAUGACGUCCUAAUUUCAAAUAGUGAGUUAUCAAAAAUCAUUUCAAAUGAAACCUAACAUAUUUCUAGCGGCUGUUGCUGAAACCACAACAACAAAGAAGAAGGCAGCAAUUUUCUCCUCAAUCACACCUGAACAAUCUGGAGUUUACACUUGCAAAGCUGAAAAUUGGGUUGGAGAAACUGAAGAAGAUGUUGAUCUUAUUGUCAUGAGUGAGUUCUUCGGAAUAGAUUUUUUCUGUUUAUCAUAAUGUUUUUCAGUUGCUCCUGAAGUUAUUCCUGAAAGAAUGAAUGUUUCGACAAAUCCAAGACAGACAGUUUUCUUGUCUUGUAAUGCUACUGGAAUUCCAGAACCUGUUAUCAGUUGGAUCAAGGUUCCUAACACGGCUAUUGUUGCAAAUGAAAGUGAGUUGUAAAUAUGUUAUUUCUAGUAACUUGUUUUUGUAGAAUAUCAACUUCUCGGAACUACAUUGGCCAUUCGAAAUGUGCUGCCAGAUGAUGAUGGUUUUUACCAUUGUAUCGCAAAAUCAGAAGCUGGCCAGAAAAUCGCAUCAAGAAAAUUGUCAGUGAAUAAAAUCAGCGAUAAACCAGCUCCAAUUUGGGUGGAAUGUGAUGAGAAUAACAAACCAAAACGAACUGAAUAUAUGGUUGAUCGAGGUGAUUCUCCAGAUGAUAAUCCACAACUUCUUCCAUGGAAAGAUGUUGAAGAUGAAUCAAUCGAUAAUAGCAUUACAUAUCGUUGUAUGCCUGGUCCACGAUCUGCAAGAACUGUACUUCUUCACUCAGCUCCACAAUUUAUUGUCACCCCAAAAAAUCAUACAGCAGCUCUUGGCGCGACAGUUGAUUUGAAAUGCAGUGCUGCUGGACCACCAGUUCCAGUUAUAAGUUGGGCAAAGAAUGGAAGAAUGAUUGAGAGAAACAAGACUGAACUUGGUUAUUCAAUUCUCAAAGUUCAAUUAAACAAUAUUUCGGAUUCUGGAAAUUAUACAUGUUUUGCACAAAAUAGUGUUGGUAUCAGCACAGUAAGUUUAUUGCUUUCUUCUUUUACUUUUGAAUAAAAAAUAUUAUUCAGUCAGUUUUAAUAUAAUUAUAUUUUCAGUCUGUUGCUUAUCUCACUCUCGAUGAAAUGACAAGAAAUCCAGAAAAUGAUAAGAAGAAGAAAAAUGUUGCGGUUAUAACUUGUUAUGAUAGAAACGUUGCAUACAGUCGAGGAAUAACUUGGGAAUUCCGUGGUGUUCCAUUACAGCGAAAUCUAGCUGGUAUUCAUUUCAUGAAUAAUGGUUCUUUGGUUAUUUUGGACACAACUACUUUGAAACCUGGAGAUUUGAAACUAUACACUUGUAGAGUCAGAAAUCGCCGCCGCCAUACAGUUGCACACUUGGUACGCGUUCAAACUUGAUUUAGAAAAAAACAAAAACAAUUUUUUUUUCUAGAAAUCAGCAUUUGAGGAACUUCCAGUUGUAAAAACUCCAGAAAAAGUUGUUGCCAAUUCCGGAGACCCAGUUGUUAUUGAUUGCGAAGUUCGCGGUGAUCCAUUGACAACAAAUGUUUUGUGGACAAAGAAUGAUCAAAAAUUGGUUGAUGAUGAUGUUGUAUAUGUUUUGGUGAGUUCUAGAAUCUUCAGAAAAAAAAACUGAAUCAAUAAAUAUUUCAGCCAAACAAUAGUCUUGUUUUGAUGUCUGUUGAAAAAUACGAUGAAGGAACUUAUAAAUGUGUAGCAUCAAAUAAUAUUGGCAAAUCAUACGAUGAUGUUCAAUUAAUUGUUAAUGGUUUGUUUUGAAAACAUGCUAAAAUGCUUAUUCCUCAGUUUUGUUACCCUGCUGCUGACCUUAACAUGUUAUCCAAAUACUAACCAACAGCCCUUUCACGUUAGAAACCGGUCAGUAAAAAGGUGACAUUAGUUUUCGAAAAAAAGAGUUUUCUUUUUGAAGAAGAUGAGUUUUCACAACUGGCCGGAGACGAAGGAAGUGGUUUUGAUCCACCUUUGCUUUCGAAUCCAGUUUCUCCUACAGAAUCAGACGAAGAGGGAGAGUUCGAAAUUGGAACCGAGUCCACAACUUCCUCGAGCACAACGACGAGCACGACAACUACAGCUGCUCCGAAAACCACAACAACAGAAAAACCCGUUGAAGGAAGUGCACUUCCUGAAACCAAAGUGAGUUCAUUAUAGAAUAUUUUAUGGAACAGGAACAUCCGAAUUUUAAUCAGAAUUGUACUUGUUUUUUGCAAGUUCUAGUUUUUUUUCAUCAACAUCUAGGAGCGAAAUCUCACAAUCAUAUUUAUAGGAAGCUGAACCAACCACAAUUGAUUCAAUUGUUGAAAAACCAAUCACUGAAGGGCAAUUUGUUGACACUCCUGAUUGUUAUGAUGGAGAAAUUGAUGAGAACGGAGAAUGUAUUGAGAAAAACGGGGAACAUCAUAAAUUGAAGAUUCUUGCUGGAAAUGAUAAUUGUCCAAGUGGUUUCUCGUGGAACACUAGAACAGGAGUCUGUGAAGGUAUGUAAAUUAUUUUCAAAAUCAAGAAAACAGUUAUUUCGAAUUUAUGAUUUUUUCAGAUAUCGAUGAAUGUGCUUUUGAUCAACCUUGUGAAUUUGAAUGUACCAACCUUGAAGGAAGCUAUAAAUGUCGUUGUCCAGACGGCUAUGAUUUGACAGAAGACGGAUGUUUCGGUACCUCUCUUUUUUCUCUAGGUACUUAUCACUUAUUCACAAUUUUUCAGAUAUCAACGAAUGUGAUGAGAUGCGUUGUGACGCUGGAAAAGCUUGUUUCAAUAAACUUGGUGGUUAUGAAUGUAUUGACGAUCCGUGCCCAAGCAAUUUCACACUUGUUGAUGAUCGAUAUUGUGAACCAAAUUGUGAUAACUGUGGUGAUAUGCCAAUCACAGUUCAUAUGUUGGCAAUUCCAGCCGGUCUUCCUGUUUCACAUAUUGCUACUUUGACAGCUUAUGACAAACAUGGAAGAGUAUUAACUGAUACAACAUAUGCAAUCUCUGAAACGUAUCAAGGAUUGGAUAAGAGUAUGAAACACAUUUUUUUCAGCAAGUUAAAUUUAAUCAUUAAUAUAUUUUCAGAACUCACUCGUGCUGGUCCAUUUACCAUCAAAGCUGUAAAUGGAGGUCACGCACAAGUUUGGACAAAUAGAGUACUCCGCCCUGGAACUCAUCACAAAGUCAGAGUACGAGCUCAUUCUGAUCAAGGAGAAAAAGAGUUGAACACACCGAAAGAGACAAACUUCUUGGUUUUGAUCAAUGUUGGGCAUUAUCCAUUCUAA
Molecule: messenger RNA, 13354 nt
Organism: Caenorhabditis angaria
Lineage: Eukaryota; Metazoa; Nematoda; Chromadorea; Rhabditida; Rhabditidae
Source: the annotation of a GenBank genome assembly